Messenger RNA from Purpureocillium lilacinum, 1380 nucleotides. RefSeq lists its product as uncharacterized. The record is from RefSeq and is a predicted model, not a curated record. Lineage: Eukaryota; Fungi; Ascomycota; Sordariomycetes; Hypocreales; Ophiocordycipitaceae.
AUGGCCAACCCCAUGUCUUCUCUCAAUGGAGACCUCCUGAACAACGUCGCAAAGUUGAAGACGGCACGCACUGGUCGAGUGUCGAGCUGGGACCACAGCGGCUUGAACGAAGAUGCCUGGGUGAUUCAGCCAGGCGAAACUGCUGUGUUGGCCGACAUAGAAGGUCCCGGCACGAUCACACACCUCUGGUUUGUGCAGACAUGCCGCCGCAUUGUUGGUCCUGGCCUGAUCCCAUACUCAAAGUCGGGCGUGGCAAUGAUGGAGGUCCACAACGCUCUCGGCCUCAACUACGAAGUCAGCGACCCUGACUAUUACCGAAAAGUACUCAUCAAGAUGUACUGGGACGACUCCGAGACGCCCAACGUUCUGGCCCCGAUUGGCGAUUUCUUUUGCCUUGGGCAUUCCAUGGCAGCCAACUUCCAAUCGCUCCCAUUUACCGUCUCUGUCAAGCCAUCAGAAGAGAAGAAGUUUGGAGGCGCGGCUGCUUUCAACUGUUAUUUGCCGAUGCCCUUUAACAAGCGCGCUCGCGUCGAAAUCGAGAACCAAAACGACCAGGCCUAUAUCCAGUAUUUCUACAUUGACUACGAGCUAUUCCCCGAGCCGUUGAGCAAGGACACCCUUUUCUUCCAUGCCAACUGGCGUCGCGAGAACCCGACCAACGGCUGGGCUCCCGAGGGCGUCCAAACCAACAGCUUGGAGACGCAGGUGCCCAACCUUGAUGGCAAGGACAACUACGUCAUUCUGGAGACGGAAGGAGCCGGUCAGUACAUUGGCUGCAACCAAAGUGUUGCCCAUUUUCAGGGAACAUGGUGGGGUGAAGGCGACGACAUGAUUUUUAUCGAUGACGACACAUGGCCUCCCUCGAUGCAUGGUACCGGCGGCGAAGAUUACUUUAGCCAGGGAUGGGGCAUGCAGAAGAACGACUACCCCUUCUGCGGCACGAUUAUCCACGAGGAAGACGUACCGAAUCAUCAGGUCAGCUACCGAUUCCAUCUCGCCGACCCAAUCCGGUUCAACAAAAAGAUUCGAGUCACCAUGGAGUCGGGUCACGCGAACCAUCUGCGGGACGACUGGUCCACGACCGCGUACUGGUACCAGACCCUUCCGGGGCCUCGCCUUGACAUUCUGCCGGUAGAGCAGCGCAUCCCCCGGAAGCAAGACUUCCCCGCUGGCCAGCAUCCCGAACCUCGCAAUUUGGAGUCCCUGGACGACAGGAAGAAGGCGAUGGUGAAGCAGCACGAUGACCGAAUGGAGGCAUUUGUGAAGGAUAGGGAUAUGUGGUUGGAGAGAAGAGCUCGGGAUUCUCGAGAGCGCUCCAAGAAGAACAUUGAGUACGCCAAGGAUAUUCGCCGGCGCUUCCUGAAAAGCCUGGAGAAGUAA